GAGAGCCUGAUAUAAGCGGCAUUGGAAGUCCAUCUCUCCUUCACCUGUUCUCUCAUAUUGAAUUUAUUAAGCAGCAGAUGGCCAGGGACAGCAUACAGUUUGUCAGAUUUGAAUCAGUAGACCUCCAUGGUGUGUCAAGAUCAAAGAAUGUUCCUUCUCGGUUUUUUCACGAGAAAGCAAUUCAUGGUGUUGCCAUGCCCAGGAGUUAUCUCGAGCUGACCCUGAAUCCUAAAGAUAAUGAAUUAGAUUACAUAAAUGCAACCAAUUUUAAUUGUGACAUAAUCCUCAACCCUGAUUUAUCAACGUUUCGAAUUCUGCCCUGGACUGAGCAGACUGCCAGAGUGAUAUGUGAUUCCUUCACUGUGCUGGGCAACCCGCUAAUGACCUCGCCGAGGCAUAUCGCCAAGAAACAGCUGAGCCAGCUUCAGGACAAUGGCUUUUCUCUACACUCUGCCUUCACUUAUGAGUUUUGUAUUUAUGGCAUUACUGAGGUUGUAAAUUCGAAGACAAUAUCCUUUCCUGCAGCCACGAUACUAAAUAACCACGACCAGACUUUCAUUCAGGAGCUCAUUGAAGGAAUGUAUUAUGCUGGUGCCAACAUUGAAAGCUUUUCUUCUUCCAGUGGGCCUGGGCAAAUGGAGAUCACUUUUCAUCCAGCGUUUGGCAUAGAUGCUGCUGACAGCGCCUUUACAUUUAGAACAGGCAUUAAAGAGGUGGCUAAGAAGUAUAACUACGUGGCUAGCUUUUUCUCAGAAUCAGGAUUCUACAAUUCAGGGGCUCUGUCACAUAGCCUGUGGGAUUUGAAUGGCCAGAAGAAUUUGUUUUCUGCUGGUUAUGGAAUUGAGGAGCUCUCAGAUAUUGGAAAAAAUUGGUUAUCGGGUCUCUUGGCACACACAGCAGCUAUCAGCUGCUUGAUGGCUCCUACCACCAGCUGCCGUAAGCCUUAUUCUAAAUACAGUAAAGAAUCAAAAGAGACUGUAAAUGCAAAAUGGGCAUAUAAUGAUAACAGCUGUGCCUUUAAUGUAAAAUGUCAUGGUGGGAAAGGCACUCUCAUAGAGAAUAAAUUAAGUUCUGCUACAGCAAACCCCUACCUGGUGCUUGCUGCUACUAUUGCUGCAGGUCUAGAUGGAGUAAAGCGAGGACUUAGGUAUGAUGACAUGCUCCAGGAUGAAAAUCACACUGCUGAUCUGAAACAUUCGUCAGUCCCUCUGAAACUGGAAGAUGCUCUUGUUGCACUCGAGAAAGAUUUGUGCAUUAAGGAAGCAUUAGGCGAAACUUUUAUCCGAUAUUUUGUUGCCAUGAAACAUUAUGAGUUAGAAACUGAAGAAAUGGAUAGCGAAAGGAAUAAAUGCCUGGGGUAUUUUAUUUAGAAGGAGCUCUCUUCUGUAGUGAUGCUGUGUAAGUGCAUACAGUGAAUGGCUAAGAAUCUUGAAAUUAGGAUAUAUAUUUUAAAAUGUU
Molecule: messenger RNA, 1458 nt
Organism: Pterocles gutturalis (yellow-throated sandgrouse)
Lineage: Eukaryota; Metazoa; Chordata; Aves; Pterocliformes; Pteroclidae
Gene: LGSN
Product: lengsin, lens protein with glutamine synthetase domain
Exons: 2
Coding region: 78-1370 (430 amino acids)
Cellular component (GO): membrane; cytoplasm
Molecular function (GO): glutamine synthetase activity
Source: RefSeq, a predicted model, not a curated record